This is a messenger RNA of Nematostella vectensis (starlet sea anemone), 1733 nucleotides long. Its product is annotated as deleted in azoospermia protein 1. The transcript is spliced from 8 exons. Gene Ontology annotation, molecular function: RNA binding. NCBI's taxonomy places the organism in Eukaryota, Metazoa, Cnidaria, Anthozoa, Actiniaria, Edwardsiidae. The coding region runs from base 97 to 672 and encodes 191 amino acids. The record is from RefSeq and is a predicted model, not a curated record.
GCCGCGGCGUGAGAAUUCGUUGUCAUUCUCACGUGCGACUUCAAGAUAUCAAUACCUACCUUCGUAGCUCCUUAGAAUUUCGUUCUUUUUAUCAAAAUGGCUAAUACAUUUUUACUGGGAAAGAGAUACCCGAACAAAAUUUUCGUUGGAGGUUUGCCGCCCCUGACAACUGCUGAGGAGUUGGCCAAUUUCUUCGCCAAUUUUGGCCAUGUAGUGGAGUCCAAGGUCAUCUUUGACCAUGACGGAAUAUCUAAAGGGUAUGGCUUUGUCAGUUUCCGUUCUCAGGAGGAUGUGUCCUGUGUUAAGGCUAUGGGAACCCUUUUCCUACGCAACAAGAAAUUAAAUUUGGGUCCAGCUGUCAAGAAAGAAUUAGCUUCAAACAUCCCACCCGAGACAGUAAUAGUGCCAAAUGCACCAUCCAAGGGAGUCUACUACUACCCACAAGCAAUGAAUCAAUAUGUAUACUACCAAAUGCCACAACAAGCUAACCCAACUCCAGGGUACUACUAUGCCGUUCAAGGUGACACAGUAUUCUGGUACCCAGCCACAAGCCCAGCUACCAUGCAGUAUAAUCAGGAACAAUGCACAGCGUGCCAGGUUGAACCAGAACAAAGACCAAAGAAAAAGAGGAAUCCUCUACCACCCAGGUUUAGAAGAAAUCGUAGCCAGUGAGUGCAGUAAAUUGUGCCAUUAAUAUCCAGCUAGCAGACUUAAUUCUUAUUGAUGUGUCUAUUUUGUAUAUGACUGGGCAGGCCAAUUAAAUAACUAGAUAGAAAGCUUUCUACGAGGGUAUCUUACUUGCUACUUUUUUUCUGGAUCCUUGGGGUGUGUUUAAAGCAGAGGCAGAAACAAAUACAGAAAUGCAGAUCCAUUGAAACUAGCCAGUUCCAUCUCAAACAGGUGAUGCCAUGUACACACAUUGUUUGAGCUACACCAUUUUUAAAUAGUCUUCAUAUUCUAAACUAGAGAUGGUAUCAUGUCAAACAGCCAUUUUCUUUGCAAUACUACUUCAGUUCUAUUUUUAUAGGAAGGGGGCUUGAUGUAUAUUAUUGAUGUGAAGCACAAAAUCGAUAAGGUAGUCCAGUGUUAUUUGUAUAAAGAAAGAGUAUACUUUUGUGAUGUCUAAGUAUUUUAUAGCUGUUUUCCAAGAAGUAACUUUUAUAACUUUAAAGUCUCAUGUAAAAAAUGUAAGUAGUUUUUUCCUCUGAUCCAUUUUUCUCAUACUUGGAUUUGUUGUAAAACAAUGGCCUGAACUGUUAUAAAAUAUAACUGCUCUAGGAAACAACAAGCAACAGUUGAUUUGAUUUCAGAAUUACAAUGUUGGUGUAGAUUUUUUUACCCUGGACCAUUGUGACAAUAGAUGCAGAUUUUACAAUACAGUAAUAUAGUUCUAUCCAUAAUCACAGGAAACCUCCAUUUCAUUAUUUUAGUGAAUCUUUUAAUCUAUUCUCAUACAGGGGAUUGUCUCAAUCUUAUUAGUAUGUUCUUAUAUAAUGAAUUUAUAUUUUAAUAAUUUCAUAAUAAUUUGUUGCCUAGCUUUUUACCUACUGUGUACUGUAUUUUUAUUAGCAUAUUCUGCUUAAGCCUGUUGCUGUAAGAAGAAAAUAGAAUGAACAUUUGAGGUUGUGAAUGGAUUUUCAGAUUGUCUUGAGUCUUUUUGCACUAUACUUCAUUUUCUGUAUUUAUGCACUAUGGUAGUAAAAAUGUCCAAUAAAUAUUGUAAAUAUUAUCUA